AUGGUUUUGUAUUAGUGUGGCGGCAUUUUCACAGAUCAGGCUAUUUUAGAUGCACAGAAGCGCCAGCCAGAUACAACCUCUGUGUUUCUAUGUUUAUGUUUUCUUAGCUCACCUAUGCGCAGUGUUUCAAAUAAAUCAUGCUUUUCUUUCUUUUGAUUCUCCCAAUUUCGUUGUUUUCUUCAAUCCGAUUUACGAAACCCAUAUCUACCUACUGCUACGAGUUCUGGCCUCGCGGGCUCCCUGUGGUUAGAUUGCCAAGCCUGGUGUUGAAAGGUAGGAACGCCUGGCAUAAUUCUGAUUUUGAGCAAAAAGAGUUCCGAAAAGUCUAAAACCAUGUCUAGAAAAAGCCUUGUUUUUGUUACUGGAAAUCAAAACAAAUUAAAAGAGGUGGUGGCGAUCUUGGGAGAUGCAUUUCCGUGGAAAGUUGAAUCCAAAGAUAUUGAUUUGCCUGAAUUUCAAGGCGAGCCAGAUGAGAUUUCCGAGGAAAAAUGCAAGAUUGCAGCAAUCAAGAUUGCAGGGCCUGUGAUUGUUGAGGACACCUGUCUGUGUUUUAAUGCAUUUGGCGGCUUACCAGGACCUUAUAUAAAAUGGUUUUUAAAGAAACUAGGCCCUGAAGGUUUACACCGAAUGCUGACUGGAUGGGAAGAUAAGACGGCAUAUGCAUUAUGCACAUUUGCAUAUUCAUCAGGCAAGCCAGACGAUCCAGUGCUACUCUUUAGGGGAAAAACAAUGGGCCAGAUUGUUGAGCCGAGAGGACCCAGAAACUUUGGAUGGGACCCCUGCUUUCAACCAGAUGGGUUUGAUCAAACAUAUGCAGAGAUGGCUUCUGAAGUGAAGAAUGGUAUUUCACACCGAGGCAAGGCUCUACAGGCUCUGAAGGAUCACUUUUUGUCACUUAGUGAGCCAGAUAUAAAAAAAGCUAAGUGUGAUGAACACGAAAGCCAGUCGCUAUGGUAACGCGCGCUACUGACAUCUUACCCGAAGCCACGAGAGACAGCGCAACAAAGAGAACGAGCGUCUUAGAACCUAUCAUCUUGUCAAAGGGUCGCUCUCUGAAAGAAAGUCAAGGACACGAUGGUAAUAACAUUUUGAAUUUCUAUAAAAGCCCAUAUGGGUAAGGUGUUAAGAGCAGAAAGACUUACAGAUAUGCCGUGUAGGCGUGGUGAAAUCAGGGAAAUAGUUCCACACAAAGUUAAACAGCCUCUGAAAGCCGCUAUUUUGUCAUCCUAGAAAAGUACCAGAAGCCUGAAAAAACAUCCAUUUCCAUCGGCUGAUUUGAAAAAGCCAAUGCGAUAUUUUCAAUGGAAUUUGGUAAAUAAAGUAUUAAACUUUGUUUUCAGAUGGUUAUUCCGAGAUUUUAGCACAUUAUUUGCCUUCUGAUAUUAAAUUAAGACAAUAACAAAGGAGUUGCUGAAACGGGCCCUUUAAAGUGGUGUGUUUUACGCCUUUGUGAUAACAGAAUAGUUUCGCUGACGUUUCGAGCGUCAGUUCUUCGUCGGGGCUUUAUGCCAAUGUUGAAACGUAAACGGAACUACUAAGUUUUCACAGAGGCGUAAAACCCACCACUUCAAACUUGUGUGGAUUUUACCCCCUUGUGUUACCUAUAACAGCGCGCGGGAUAGUCGUGUCACGCAACUCCCGUCACGCGACUAGAGUGGGGGACACGUACUUCCACGAAUACAAAAGAUUUCCACAGCAUCAAAACCAUUGCCGCGAACCAUUUCCAACAUCUUGUGAUGAAUGUGUGAUUCUAAUGAGUCUUGGAAAACCAGGUGCUCUUUUCUCAUUUAAACUUUUUCCCUUUCUCACACCUAGCCAAGUAACGCUCAAAACGUAUGAAUAACUAAAGAGUCACGAUAGUAUAUAAAGAGGCGAUAACAAUGUGAUCAAAAAGGGAAUAAGACUUCAGUUCAGAAGAGAUCGGAGGAGGAGAGAGAGAAAUAAGAGAAGGGAGGAGAUGAAUAAGAGUUCUGUUCAAAUGUUCAACAAGAGAAGAGUUGAGUAAGUCAGAGUCACACUGAAGAUGGCCUGACCGAGGUUUAGUCAGAGACAAAGAGAGCAGACGACCCGGAGGAGUUCUACGAGCAAA
Nematostella vectensis (starlet sea anemone) is the source of this 2089-nucleotide messenger RNA. Its product is annotated as inosine triphosphate pyrophosphatase. Gene Ontology annotation, cellular component: cytoplasm. Gene Ontology annotation, molecular function: nucleoside triphosphate diphosphatase activity. Bases 334 to 957 code for a protein of 207 amino acids. The record is from RefSeq and is a predicted model, not a curated record. NCBI's taxonomy places the organism in Eukaryota, Metazoa, Cnidaria, Anthozoa, Actiniaria, Edwardsiidae. Gene Ontology annotation, biological process: nucleoside triphosphate catabolic process. The transcript has 9 exons.